UGGGUUUUAAGUAUCUGUGUAAUGCCUUACUCCUCCUCCCUAGGGAGUUACUUAAGUUCUCAUAGUAGCCCACAUAGUACUUUGCAAAUAGCAUUCAUUGGCCAAUAAAAGAUUGCAGAAUUAAAUGAGAUAGUCAUUCUGAUGGCCUAGUGCUGUAGAGUGGAUUUGUGUUCUGGGGUAGUGGGAAGAUCAUGUCAUUAUGUACCUUUUAAAAGGACAUUUGCCCUUUGCAAAUAUUUUAAAAUGUAAACAAAACGCUGGUUUAAUAGAGCAGGGAAGUUCUUAGGGUCCUGAUCUAUCUUUUAAUUAAGAAAAUUUUAUUAAGGAAUAGGAACUUGAAUUUCUGGGUUCAUGGGAAUCUUUAAAUUUGUAUUUUAAUUUUACCUUUAACUAUUCUACCAUAUAUAACUGCAGUCUUGUGUUCAAGACUGUUAGGAGCAAAAUUUUUUAAAAAAUUGUAUCCUUGUCUGGGUAUGCUUUGUGUUGUAUGAUGUUUAUAUUUGUAAAUAUGACUUGUUCUUAUCAAAAGAUUCUCACUGAAAAGUAAGAGAAACUUUGAAGCAGUGAGUUUUUCAAGUUUGCCAUAAUGACCUUUUUGAAAGAAAAGCGUUACAGUGUUUCUGCCACCUAUGUACAAAAGACAAUUUCACCUGUGUGACAGAUGGGCUCUGCUUUGUCUCUGUCACAGAGACCACAGAUAAAGUUAUACACAAUAGCAUGUGUAUAGCUGAAAUUGACCUAAUUCCACGAGACAGGCCAUUUGUAUGUGCUCCCUCUUCAAAAGCUGGAGUUACUACAACAUUUUGUUGCAAUCAAGACCACUGCAAUAAAAUUGAACUCCCAACUACUGUGAAGCCGUCACCUGGCCUUGGUCCAGUGGAGCUGGCAGCUGUCAUUGCUGGACCAGUCUGCUUUGUGUGUAUUUCACUCAUGUUGAUGGUAUAUAUCUGCCAUAACCGCACUGUCAUUCACCAUCGAGUGCCUAAUGAAGAGGAUCCUUCAUUAGAUCGACCUUUCAUUUCAGAGGGUACUACGUUAAAAGACUUAAUUUAUGAUAUGACAACAUCAGGAUCUGGAUCAGGUCUACCACUGCUUGUUCAGAGAACAAUUGCAAGAACAAUAGUAUUACAAGAAAGUAUUGGCAAAGGUCGAUUUGGAGAAGUUUGGCGAGGAAAGUGGCGGGGAGAAGAAGUUGCUGUGAAGAUAUUCUCUUCUAGAGAAGAGCGUUCCUGGUUCCGUGAGGCAGAGAUUUAUCAGACUGUAAUGCUACGCCAUGAAAACAUCCUGGGGUUUAUAGCUGCAGACAAUAAAGACAAUGGUACAUGGACUCAGCUCUGGUUGGUGUCAGAUUAUCAUGAGCAUGGCUCCCUCUUUGAUUACUUGAACAGAUACACAGUUACUGUGGAAGGAAUGAUCAAACUCGCUUUGUCCACAGCAAGUGGUCUUGCCCAUCUUCACAUGGAGAUUGUUGGUACCCAAGGAAAACCUGCCAUUGCUCAUAGAGAUUUGAAAUCAAAGAAUAUCUUGGUGAAGAAGAAUGGAACCUGCUGUAUUGCAGACUUAGGACUGGCAGUAAGGCAUGAUUCGGCUACGGAUACAAUUGAUAUAGCUCCAAACCACAGAGUAGGAACAAAAAGGUACAUGGCUCCUGAAGUUCUAGAUGAUUCCAUAAAUAUGAAACAUUUUGAAUCCUUCAAACGUGCUGACAUCUAUGCAAUGGGCUUAGUAUUCUGGGAAAUUGCACGACGAUGUUCCAUUGGUGGAAUUCAUGAAGAUUAUCAACUGCCUUAUUAUGAUCUUGUACCUUCUGAUCCAUCCGUUGAAGAAAUGAGAAAAGUGGUUUGUGAACAGAAGUUAAGACCAAAUAUUCCUAACAGAUGGCAGAGCUGUGAAGCCUUGAGAGUGAUGGCUAAGAUUAUGAGAGAAUGUUGGUAUGCCAAUGGAGCAGCUAGGCUGACUGCUUUGCGGAUUAAGAAAACUUUGUCACAACUCAGUCAACAGGAAGGCAUCAAAAUGUAAUUCUGCAGCUUUGCUGGAUCUCUACUGUUUCUUCAGAUCUGCUCCUGGGUUCUCAUUUGGGAGGUCAAUUGUUCUACCUCACUGAGAGAGAACAGAAGAUACCGCUUCCUUUUGCAGCAGUGUAAUAAGGUCAACGGAAAACUUCCCAGGAUUUUCUUUGGAACCAGGAACAGCCAUGUGGGUCUUUUCUGUGCACUAUCAAGGCUUCUUUCCCAGGAAAGUUUCAAAAUAUUGUGUAGUCUACCUUUAGUUUUUAUUAAAACUUGUUUUUUUUUAAAAGAUGAUGCUGGUCUUAACUUUGGGUAACUCUACUUUGUUGAAGAUCAUCUUUAAGGGGAAAGGAUCUGGAUUGUUGAGUUACAUAAAACAUUUCUUAUUUUUCAAGAAAAUUAUUUACUCCUGGUUAGUACAUUCUCAGAGGAUUCUGAACCACUAAAGAGUUUCCUUGAUUCAGACUUUGAAUGUAAUCUUUCUAUGGUUUUUCAGGAUCUUAAAACUAACACUUACAAAACUUGUAUUUUGAGUCUAAAAAUGACCUCAUAAUAGUGAGGAACAUAAUUUAUGCAAUUGUAUUUUGUAUACUAUUACUGUUCUUUCACAUAUUCAGAGCAUUACAUGCCUUCAAAAUGGGAUUGUACUACACCAGUAAGUGCCACUUCUUUGUCUUUCUAAUGGAAAUGCUUAAAGUCUCUGUGUUAAAUACUUUAUUGUUUGAAUUCAAAAAAUUAUUUAUCGGGGUAACACAAACCGUUUCUGUUGUUUUUAGAAGGUUUUUUAUGGUAUGUUGUUCAGUAUUCCAUUUUGAAAAUGCCUUUUUCCUACCGAAAUGUGCUUGAACCACUAAAGAAAUGCAGUGGCAUUAAUAAGUAAAUGGUCCUGUUGGAAUAUUCUCACAUUGAGCUUUUUAGUUUGCUUGUGUUGUCUGAAUAACUUUAAAAAGUCACGUGGCACUCUAGAUGCUUAUAGCGCUCUAGUAACUGUUCCUUUAGAGCAUACAGACUGCUUUCUAUAUGGGAAGUUUGUCUAGCUGAUUGUGAAAAGUUGUGUGGUAUUCUGUAAGCCAUUUGUUUUCUUUAUCUGAUCAAAGACAGUGUUAUUUUUUUAAGGAAUUAAUUACAUUGAAGAUUAGGAUAUGGGUAAUGUUAAAUACUAGGCCUUUUUCUAGGCAGACAGAGAUAGUUAAGUUGAAUAGAUGUGCUUGAUGGUCACAUAGUCACACUUGUUACUUAGUGUGUUUGAUGGAUUCUCUGUAAGAUUAGAAAGUGAGGAAAGCAGCUUUUAAUUCAGUCUUUUAUCUUGAUGUUGCAACUACUUGAUUUACAUUUUUACAUAAUCAAUUCAGUGUACCCUUGAUAAUAGGAGGGGUAGUAGCUAAAGGACAUUCUGAGUAGUGGUUCUACACUUUCAAGAAUGUUUUUUAAUUGAAAAUACAUGUUCAAAGUAAACAUGGUUUUUUUCACAUGAAGUUGAGACUGGUUUUUACUUCCAGUUCUGUAAAGCGUUUACAGGGCUUUUACAGUUUUCGAAGGCUUUUUUUUUUAAAUAUCACUGUGAUCUCAUUCAGAAGGGGAAAACUAGCUGUGAGAUCAGGCUUUGACUUCUGUGCUGUCAGUUCCCCACAGAGGGGUUAGAAAAAACUUUUUUUUAAAAAAUCAUAAUUUGGGCCAGGAAAAGAUUGUGAAUACCUGAAUAAGGUACAUUCUGAUAAUGUCUUAUCUCUUAUGCAUAGAAUAAAUUUGGUCUUAAAACCAAAACAGUUUUUGAGUGAAUGACAUAUUACAUAGGAAUUUAGUGUCAAGAACAUAAUGGGAAAAUGUGCUUAGAAGUCAAUAUUUUGAGUACAAAUUUGAGUUUCCUCUGUCAUUACCAUGAUUUCAUUGGAGUUAAUAAGUUUGAGAGGUUUGUUUUUCAUAGUUUUUUUUUAUACUACCUGUUUAAUAAGCUCUAGUUCUAUGAUCAGGUACUGUUUUGGGGUGUUUUGUUUGCUAUUUCUAAGCCUUUAAGACCUGCUUUAUGAAACCCAGGGGACCAAUGCAUUUUAUCACUAAAACUAUUUUUAUAUAAUUUUAAGAACAUACCAAAAGUUGUCUGAUUUAAAGUUGUAAUACAUGAUUUCUCACUUUCGUAUGGGGUAAUUAACUUUUGCUAAAGAUAUUCCUUAUUACAUCAAAGAUUGAGUUGCAGUUAUACUGUUCUUGCCUUUGUGGAUAAAUGUACUUUUGGUGAAUCAGGGAUUUUUUUUAAAUUAAUUUACUUCUAAAUUGAGUUUACAUGUUACUAUGCUAAUUUCCUUUUUUGGUAGAGACAGCUGGAUGAGUCUCAAUUGACUAAUAUUAAAAAUGAAGUUAACUUUAAAAAUGACAUAGACCAUUGACUGUGGUCAUAACAGAAGAUAAAUUUGACUUAAGUAGUACUUCAGUCCUGCAAAAACAAAACCCUUGUUUAUACUGCCUAUCUAAAAAUGCUCAAUUUCCGAGAUUUAACAUGACUAAGAUGUAUCUUCUGGCAAAUUAACCUACUUAUGGCCUCUUGUCAAUACUCCAAAAGGAGUGAGAGGAGAAGAAGUAUGAUUUCCUGGAGUGUGGACGUCCCUGGUUCUUCCUGCAUAUUUUCAGCUCUGUUUCUCCCAGUCUGCCUUUUUGCUUGCCCCUGCCUGAGAGACCCUUUUCCAACCUCAGCCUUUUGACCGAAGAGUUGCUUUUGAGUAUUAGGAGUAAAAAUGGUUGAUGGAAAUUGUGGGACAUGCUUUCAUUUCCUUCAGUUGUUGGAUGUGCUAGUUAGUGGUCUCCAGGUCUGAACAGUAAGUGGAAGAGGCCUGGGAUGCUCUUGCCAAUUGCUUUGCUUUGACUCUUUGCCAUGGAUAAGAAAAAAAUGGGGUUACUGCAAGGUGGCAGCUGUGGCAUUGAGAGUUGUGACAGAAGCAAAGGCCUCUUGUGCUCCCUUGAAGGCCUGCCAAGUGUGAAGAGCUGAGCUUAUAAUUCUGCUGUAAUGAUAGUGCUCAAGAAGUGCCUUGAGUUGAUGAACAGUGCCCCGUCCACCAAGAAUCCCCUGUUUCAGUUCUCACUGCAAAAUGUAAGUGGUGACCUGACCAUUUACAGUCCACACAUGGGGGACUUUUCUUUCUCUGAGAACUGUCAGAUACUGACUAUUUUGUAAAGUAAAAUGCUAAUAAAUGUGCACAACAAAAUCUGUAUCCCUCUAGACAUAUCAAAAAUUUAUUUUCCAUGCACUGAAGUAAUGAUUGUAAGUCAAUGGUUUAUUUUGUUUCGUGAUGUGGCAGUGUUCUGACUACAAGGCAUAGAGAUCCCAAGUGCUGUAGAAAAUACUAAACUAUUUAGAUUUUGAAGAGUAUCUCUAGGUGUGUACUGCAGUUUAGUAAGUCUAAUUUGGAUGCUGGAGUACCAAGGGCUCUCUUUCUAGGAAUGCUAUGAGGAUUAUUACUAUGUUACUUUUUGUCCUGUUAUGUAAUCUUAUUUGUAAACAAACUUGAAAAAAUAUGGUUAAUAACAUUCAACCCUCUUCUUAACACUUAAAAAACUUCAGUGAAUUUGUUUUUAUUUUUUUGAUAAAUUUGUCAAUUGACUAUCACGCACCGUGUUUUGAUAUCCUCCUUUUCACGUUGUGCCAAUGGAAUGGGUAUUUAAUAUUUCUUUAUAUGUCAAGGAGAUGCUUCAAAAUGUCAAUUGCUUUAAACUUAAAUUACCUCUAAGAGACCAAGGUACAUUUACCUCAUUGUGUAUAUAAUGUUUAAUAUUUGUCAGAGCAUUCUCCAGGUUUGCAGUUUUAUUUCUAUAAAGUAUGAGUGUUAUUUUGCAAAAUUACUGAACGGUACUGUAUUGUUUAUAUUUUUACCCCAAAUAACAUCAUCUAUACUGUUUUUUAUUGUAUGUGUGCAAAUUUUUUUGCAUUUCUCAGUGUAAGCUUUGCCCUUUAAGAUAUGUACAGAACACGUCCCUAUAAAUUUUCAUUUAAGUUGAAUGAUUUUCAGACGCCUGUAAAAGAGAGAAAACAUAAACUGCACUUCCCCAUAAGUCUUUAAAAACUAUAUAUUGUAUUUGUAGUAAUAUUCCAAAUGAAUUGUAAAUAGGAGAUAGAAGAGUAAUGCUUAUGUUAAGUUCUUAACACUUCAGUAGAAAAAUGGAAACAGUGCAAAUAAAUUCCUUUUUUCCCAA
This is a messenger RNA of Perognathus longimembris pacificus (Pacific pocket mouse), 6191 nucleotides long. RefSeq names its product transforming growth factor beta receptor 1 (gene Tgfbr1). Gene Ontology annotation, cellular component: plasma membrane; activin receptor complex. Gene Ontology annotation, molecular function: activin receptor activity, type I; ATP binding; activin binding. The transcript is spliced from 9 exons. The coding region runs from base 718 to 2019 and encodes 433 amino acids. Gene Ontology annotation, biological process: activin receptor signaling pathway; transforming growth factor beta receptor signaling pathway; cellular response to growth factor stimulus. The record is from RefSeq and is a predicted model, not a curated record. NCBI's taxonomy places the organism in Eukaryota, Metazoa, Chordata, Mammalia, Rodentia, Heteromyidae.